AUGCCCAUGGCAUAUGAACCCUAUUCACGCCAUGAACCCCGUCACUUUGUCCCGCCAGAUGUGGGCUAUUAUCAUCGCCCCAUGAUGGCAACACCGCCGCCGCCGCGGUUGCCUCCAUUAGGAACAUUACCCGAGACAAGUACGGACCCGAGAUAUAUGCUCUCAUCCGAUAAUGGCUACCUGGCCCACCAUUCUAUGCCGCAGACGCUGCCGUUGCGGAUGCAUCAUCAGGGCCCUGCUUUGGAACCACGGGCAUAUCCUGCGCCGUACGAUGAGAGAUCAAAUUCGAUGUUGAACCCUAGUCGUGAGCCUGCUGCUUAUCGAAUGCGGACCUACGACCAGGAGUCCCAGUAA
This is a messenger RNA of Penicillium cosmopolitanum, 354 nucleotides long. RefSeq lists its product as uncharacterized. The coding region runs from base 1 to 354 and encodes 117 amino acids. The transcript has a single exon. Lineage: Eukaryota; Fungi; Ascomycota; Eurotiomycetes; Eurotiales; Aspergillaceae. The record is from RefSeq and is a predicted model, not a curated record.